This is a messenger RNA of Drosophila busckii, 425 nucleotides long. RefSeq names its product keratin-associated protein 21-1. The record is from RefSeq and is a predicted model, not a curated record. NCBI's taxonomy places the organism in Eukaryota, Metazoa, Arthropoda, Insecta, Diptera, Drosophilidae.
AUGCUGCUCAUGCGCCACAAUAUCCGCCGGAUGAUGAUAGACAACAGCGCUGGCCGGCGCCAAGCUCCAGAGCCUAGCAUAGGCUUUGGACAUGAUUACGGCUAUGGCGGCUAUGGACUUGGACUUGGGCUUGGACAUUACGGCGGCGGCUACGGACACUACGGCGGACAUUAUGGCGGUCACUAUGGCGGCUACGGCUUGGGUCUUGGGACUGGUGCGCCCAUAAUAUCCAAAACUAUUAUAGGCAAAAGCUAUUUGGGCGGCUAUGGCUAUGGACUGGGGCAUGGUUAUUUGGGUGGAUAUGGACACGGCUUGGGGCAUGGCUAUUUGGGUGGCUAUGGACACGGCUAUGGCUGGUAAGCUGUGAAGCUGUGAAGCAGCAGAGCUGAGCACAUGUGAGAGCAAAUCCAAAUAUUCGCAUAUUA